Messenger RNA from Triplophysa rosa, 4029 nucleotides. RefSeq lists its product as uncharacterized. The transcript is spliced from 9 exons. Lineage: Eukaryota; Metazoa; Chordata; Actinopteri; Cypriniformes; Nemacheilidae. Bases 1941 to 3206 code for a protein of 421 amino acids. The record is from RefSeq and is a predicted model, not a curated record.
AGAGAGGAGAGGCACAGAAUCCACGUUGCUUGAGGUCCAGUGUAAAGUUUCCACAGUCAGUGAUGGUUUGGGGUGCCAUGUCAUCUGCUGGUGUUGGUCCACUGUGUUUUCUGAGGUCCAAGGUCAACGCAGCCGUAUACCAGGAAGUUUUAGAGCACUUCAUGCUUCCUGCUGCUGACCAAAUUUAUGGAGAUGCAGAUUUCAUUUUCCAACAGGACUUGGCACCUGCACACAGUGCAAACUAUUUUUCCCUAUAUUUUUUAUCAUUGAGGAUUUCUUUAAGUCUAAAAAUCUCGUCUCGUCUCGUGAGAUAAGCGUCUCGUCACACCCCUGUAGCAUACAGUAAUUUUGUUGUUAAAGAUGUGCUUUAAAUAUGGUAAAGUGUUAAAAGAGAGUUUACAUAUACAAUAAAAAUCAUUAAAUCAUAAACAAUGAUUUGUAUUAGUUUGUAAUUGAUUUAUUAAUGUAUUAAACACGUUUGAAUGGAAGCAUGUUGGUAGAAAUAUUCCAUUUGAAUUUUGCAACACUCAACGUGUUGUGUGAAAUGAAAAUGCAAUCCCAAAUGUUCAACCUGUUAAUGUUAAUGCAUUUAGGGAAAAUAACAUUUGAAUGAUCAUUUUGCUACAGUUUGACUUGGCUAUCUUAAACAUUUCCAAUCCCAGGAAUGCAUUUUCAUUUUAAUGUUGCAACUUAGAGCAUUAAAAUAUAUAAUUAAAUGACAUAUUAAAACUAGUGUAGGAACUGACAAAUGUAAAUUGCAUGAUUGACUUUGACAUGAUUUUCAUUUUGCACCCAAUGUUGCACAUACGUUACUUGAAAUGUAUAUUUAAAUACAUAAAUGCAUUGUCAUUUUACAUACUGCAUUGCCAUUUUGCGUAUUGAAUUUCAAAUUGAAUAUUGCAACCAAUAUGCUUCCAUACAUUUUUGUCAUGAACUGUGAGAAGAAUCCAAUUGCAGGCAGCAGGGAAUUAAGGGGUUAAACAAAAAGACAAAAAGAACACAAAACAAAGACUCACAAUGGGGUAAAAACAGGAACAAGGAUAAUAAACAGUACAAAGACUAACUAACACUAAACGGAGAUAACAACACUAGACAAACUAAACUGGACACUUACUAUACUGACGAAACAGCAACAACAGGAACAGGCAAUGACAGCAAACUUUGGAUGCAAACAAGAACAGGGGUACACUGACCACAAACAUACUGACCACAAACAUACUGACCACAAACAUACUGACCACAAACAUACUGACCACAAACAUACUUUACGUAAUCCACGAGCAACAAGACAAAGAAACAUGAGGACAUUUUAAAGGGAAGACAAACUAAGGAUAACGACACAGGGCAGGUGAGGGUAAUCAAACACGGCUGGGAAACAAUACAGGAAACGAGAGGGGCGGGGCCAAUGACGAGACACUGGAGAGAACGCAUAUUAUUGUGAAAAGGACAAUAUGUUUCUCUCCACACAUAACCAAAGACAUUGUCAUGACUCUGCCACAGGACCAAGAAAAACAUGACUCAGUGAGGCAGAGCCAUGACACAUUUGGAUGUAGUUUUAGUGAUUAUUUUUUCUUGCCUCACCCAACGACUCUGGUGCUACCAAAUUAAGGGCUGGUAACUUGGUAGCACUAGUACCACCCCUCUCAAAUGUCAUUCUAGAGCCCUGUAUGUAUUCUUUUAAUCCGUAUGUGCAUUUCCUUUGCCCUGGUAUGCAAAGCUCUACCAACUGAGCUACAGGUACACUUACUGUCUUGUACAGAAAUAUUGCCUUUGUAAUACACAAUAGAUUUACAUUCACUCCUAUUUUUUUGUGUCGUGUCUGUUUAAGCAAGUAGCUUUUUAUAUUACCACAAAAUAAAGAAACAAAAACAGAAAAAGCUUAUUUUCCAAAGAAUUCCCCAUCUAUAACCACAAGGCAGUUUGUUUAAGUUAUACAAGUCAUGCCUUUAACAUGGGUCUUUUUUCUUUCAUUUCAUAUAUGUAGUUCUGGAUCAAUCAUCACAGAUAUGAAUUUAGAAUUCAGGACGAACAGCGUUUUGCCUUCUGAUGAAGAAAUCACAAAUACUUUGAUCAAUGCUAACAUUACAUUUAAAAUCACAGGAGUAGAGGUCAGACCAACAGACACACCUACAACACACAAACCAACAACCAAACAUCAAACAACUACAAGACCAAUCACCACCACAACAAACACAAGACCACCCACCACUAAAACAACCACAAGACCAUCCACCACCACAACAACCACCACAAGACCACCCACCACUAAAACAACUACAAGACCAACAACCACAAGACCACCCACUACUAAAACAACUACAAGACCAACAACCACCACCACCACAACAACCACAAGACCAACAACCACCACCACCACAACAACAGCAGUUCCAAAACGUCCUCCACCAUCGGUUACCAUAGACAUGAUCAUCAUCGAAGUUUUUGUUCCAGCACUUGGAGACACAAAAAGUGAAGAAUUUAAAAAGCUAGCAGGAAAGGUUCAAAGUGAGUGUGACAAAGUGUACAAACAGAAGUAUGGACUUCUUUUCAUCAGGACGAUUGUCAUUGCUUUCAGAGGCGCUGCCAGAACUCGGGCAGAACAAAACGUGGAGGCGGAGCUUGAAUUAGAGUUCAAUGAAACCUCUUCUGCACCACUUCCAAGCAGCACAGAGAUCGUGGGUACCCUAAAAGAAGCAGCUUUAACUCCAAACUCAGGCUUUAACCUCAUCGUUGUUCCUUCUUCAAUUGGUGUUGUUAAGGCACUGCAGACAAUUCCAGUGAGCAUCUUGACCAAUGGCACUUUUGUGGUCGCUCUCUCAAACUCAAGUUCGACUGAAUAUCGUAACAGGGCAUCAAUGAUUAAAACCGGGCUCGAACCCUUUUUCAUGGAUGAUUAUCCGUCAGCAUUCACUGUUUUAUUUAUAACAGACUUCAGUGAUGUGAGCGCAAAAUCCGUCAGCAGGGCCACAAUACAAAACUUUAUGAAUCUUACUUUUGCAGCAAACAGCCCUCUACCCAAUGCCAACCAGAUAGUGAACACUAUAGUCCGAGCAGCCAACAGCAGCUCACUGCCCUUCAAAAUCUUCACUCAUUCCAUCACAGUCAAUGGAACAGUGUACUCAUCAGGUGAAGUCAGCUGCAAGAUCAGUGUGCUGAAUGCAAUACUUUUAGUCGCUGUGGCAUUUCUGGCAGGAAGUGACGGGUGAAAACUGGAGGAACAAGAAUCAGAUCUGGAAAUGUUUGUUAACCAGACCCCACAUAAACUGUCUUUAACACUAAGCAAUCGUGACAGUAUUUUCUGUAAUGAAUUAUUUAUUCUAUAAAACCGACUUCAUUAGAUUGUAUAUCGUUAUUAGUCUUGUUUAAUCUUGUAUGUCAAAGAGCAGUUCUCUAAAUCUAUCAUGUAUAGUUUCUUUUUAUUCUUUAACAACCAAUGUUGUGGGAACUUUAUUGUGACUUGUCAGCCUCCACACUACAGGUGCUGUAAGCAAUAUACAUAUUUUGUGUUGACCCUGCAAACAUGCAUAAGACCGUAGCAGAAGAGCAUCAUCUCAAUAAGAAAACUCUGAUAAACUGACUUGACAUUAUUGUCCAAAUCGGUGGUAUUAAAUUGCGUAUUCACCCGCAAGUUUUUGCUGCAUGCCAUUUAUGGGCUGUCGUGUAAACACACCCAAACGAUAAGAUAAAAAUGCACUUCAAAGCGUUCUGAUUGGCUACAUUUCUGUUUGCAGUUCCAGAGACACCAGUGAUAUCUGUCUAAUAAAAUGUAGACGCUUGUUUUAAAAACUGCUUACAGGCAAAAGCAUAUAUGAACUGUAUAUGUGUUGUAUGUCACUAUCUCUGUAUGAAGAAAUACAAAUAUUAUAUUUUAUAUGAAAACGCAGUGCAGAUGGAUGAAAUGACGCGUGAGUCUGUGAAGGCCUUAUGCUAUUUCUUUCAAGUAUUUUCCUAAUUAAGCUAUUUCAAGUUUUGUUUUCUGUAAAGCUGCUAAACCUAUGUGUAAAAGAGAACACAAAUAAAUCUGAUACG